AUGGAGUAUUGUGCAGGUGGAGACCUGAGAGUCUGGCUCGAGAACUGUGCCGCAGCGGAAGAGCGCCUGCCGGAAGAGUCGGUGUUGAGCCUCUUCGUGCAAAUGCUCAAGGGAGUGGGUUACGUCGGAUUGCGCGCGCUGGAUGUGAAUCAGAACAUCGUCCUCAUGCGUGCUGCAGAUGGUGUGGUGCUUGAAGAGGUGAUAGCCUUGCUCGCCCAGGUCACCAAGCAGACAGAAGAUGCGGUGAAGCGAGCCGGUGUCAUAGAAACACUUCGAGCCUGUGACACAUUGGGUCUCCUCAAGGGACACCCCAUUCUCCAGCGGCUUUUCCUGGACAUGUACGACGAGACGAAGCGCAACCGCCUGUUGACCUCCAGCCGGGGUGUCGUCGAGAUGGUGGAGCCGGCUGAUCCGUCGGCUGAGGGCGACUUUGCCAUGGUGGACGCUCCCCCUGGGGAUGGGAGCGCGGUUGCCCCAGGUGCCGAUCCUUCCUCCCAGGGGGAUCCAUCGGCAGCUCAGGAUGGGGUUCUUUCAGAGCCAGGCUUUAUCGACUCGGUCAGUGGCUCCUGGGUCAUGGCAGACAAGGCACCUUCGCUCACGGUGCCGAGCACCUCGGGAGAUUACUCAUGGGUGGAACAUGAAGACAUCGAGCUUCUACAGGCGUGGGUUCAAGAACAGCUCGACGCGGCAAAAGACCCCCAGACGGUCCUGCCGCUGAUCGAGGAUCGGGUCGUGAUGCUGCAGAAGGAUCUCCCGUUUGUCUCGGUCAUGGAUUUGUUUAGCAAGUCCCACCCAUGGUGGCAGGCAGUGUGCAGAUGGUACUGCACCGUACCGGAAGAGGUGGGUAUGGUGAAAGGCCAAAAGCUUUCCAGUACAGUUUUGGCCCGAUGGAACUGCCUUAGAAGGGAGGACCGGGUGAAGAUCCUCUCCCAUGUGGACGCCACAUCUAAGGAGUUCCACCAGGACCCCAGUCAGUUUGUGAGCGGCUUGAUGCACAUGAAGCACACGCUUGAGUACAAGAACGUGGGCACUGUCAUCCUCUCCCUGCCGUCAUUGACGAAAGAGGAACUGAUGGGAGCGGACAGGGCGGUGGUCCAAUGCGUGGACGCCACCAAGUCGGUCUACAGGCUAGUUUCCCCAGAUGUGAUGCCCGACCGCUUCUUCCGCAGUGACGUUGCAACCAUCCUCCGCUCCCUUCCGAAACUGGUGGUGGAGAAGAUGGUGGCCGUGGUGGAGUCUGAGAACACAGGGCUCCUUGAGGACGCCAACCUUAAUGUCGGGGGCCACCUCCGCAGUAGAAUGGCGACUCUCCGCCAGGAGGAAAUCCUCAAGAAACAGGGCCAAGGGGUUCGUUGCGUUCUGUGCAACAAGACGGUGCUUCCUGUCAGGGAAGCCAAUGCCUCUAUCGAGGCCCCAGCCCCGGAUGGAUCCUCCUGGCGCUUGGUGGAGGGUGCCUGGCAGAACACCUCGAACAGUUUCAGGGAGGACUUCAAGUACAAGUUCGGCCGGCCCCAGACGGAAUAUGAGCGGAAGUUGCCGGUGGGGAAGGACUCCUCACCCGGUCCGGUUGCCUCAGGUGCCGUUGGCCGGGGGGAGGGGACCUACUCCUCGGAGGACCUGGCCCAGAAGAUGGAGGAGCAGGCCUUAGAUUGCCCAAGGUUUGAUUCUGAGGAUGGUCCGGAGCAGAAGCCUCACGAAGUCGGUGUGGUCUUUAGCCCGGACAUGGCCAACGCCCGCAUCACCCUUGAGGAUGCGGCCCAGCAUUCCGAGGGUGCGGCUACCUUCGCCGAGGCGGUGAACCUGGCGGCGGCGACGGCUUUCAAGAACCAAGGAGCGGACAUUUUCACCUGUUGCGAGAGAGAUGCACUCCCGCUCCUCCUUGUGGUCCAAAAGGGCGAGAUGGCCCACGUCUUGAAGGAGUAUGCGGAUGUGCCCACGGUCAGAACAGUCCUGACCAAGCUUGGCAUGGCAAUCUGCAACCUCCGGAUGCUGAUGGAGACCCCGGACCAGAAGGACACCACGCUCCUUGAUCUGGUCCCGGGGGCGGAGGUCGCUAAGAACAUCUUCGAUCAUCUGGACUGCUCCUCCCCCCUGGGCCUCCUUCAGUCGCACGCUGAGGGGAACCUCCUGGAUUUUGGGCAACAGGGUGGGAGCACUUCGACAGUUGAGGCGACGGCGGGGGGUAUCUUUGUGAUCUCCUACCUGGGCGGCAUGUCGGUGGAGGCCAGCUUUGGACCUGGGGUCGAGCAGGUCCCGGAGAAGGCAGAGGGGGCGGCCAUGGAGGAGGGGACCGUGGACGCGGCGGAAGAGGUCGCUAAGACGGCACUCAUGCCGGGCAAAAGGGCGGUCGCCAACAUGGCUCAGGUCUCUACCGCCACGUUGGAGGCCAACCUCAGAGGGACCAACCAGACCCAGGGCCUUCUUGCUGCGAUGCGCAGGACAUUGGCGCCCCGUGAGAUGACCUUUGACAAGGAGGAGAAGGCCAAGCGGGAGGAGAACAAGAAGCGCAACGCGGAGCAGCUCCAGGACCAUUUCGUCUACACUCCGGUGGUCCAGCAGCCAAGCCUGUGGAGCAAGGAGCUGGUCGAUCUGGUAGAGCCCCACUCGGAAGGGGUCACGGGGGAACUCUCGAGUUUCCAGGAAAGGGACCCAGAGGUGCUCGGCCGGAUCCAGUCCGAAGUGGUGGAGGUCCACAAACUCAUACAGUCGAUACCGAAUGUCCCUGUGGACAUCGAAGGCGGGGACAUCAAGCACCAGGCCGACAUUCAGCGUGCGGCUUCCUUCUUCAACCCGGCCCUCUUCGACAAGCCGUUCCCGGAGCUGCAAGGGACGAAGGCCCCUGAGACUCUGGAAGACCAGGUACGGACCCUGAAUGCCAUGUUGCAGAUGUGCAAGAAACAGACCUACCUCACAGGGUGGAGGUGGGUGAGACAACCUGGCGCGGUCACUCAGGUGGAGGCUGACGAAUGGUACGCCGGCUGGACGGACCUCAGCCACACAGCUUUCACAUCGGCCAUGCAUUCAGUGAACUCCGUCUUCGCCAAUCACGGAUUGGCGGCGUACAGCCUGCAGAUCCCGGAGAUGGUGGGGAACCUCCUCAACCCUAUGGUGGCUCUCUCCAAGCCGGUGGAGGAAGGGAAGGUGGACAGGGAGCCCCACCAUUGGCGGCUCAACCUCCAGACAGUGACCCUCAGGGAGUUGCUGAAUUGCUAUGGCAGUGUGCUAUCGUGCUGUGAGCCCUUUGAUUUUGCCCCCUGGUCUUGA
Molecule: messenger RNA, 3264 nt
Organism: Symbiodinium sp. CCMP2592
Lineage: Eukaryota; Dinophyceae; Suessiales; Symbiodiniaceae
Source: the annotation of a GenBank genome assembly